Messenger RNA from Archocentrus centrarchus (flier cichlid), 1291 nucleotides. Its product is annotated as serine protease 27. The record is from RefSeq and is a predicted model, not a curated record. Gene Ontology annotation, biological process: proteolysis. The transcript is spliced from 6 exons. Bases 251 to 1174 code for a protein of 307 amino acids. NCBI's taxonomy places the organism in Eukaryota, Metazoa, Chordata, Actinopteri, Cichliformes, Cichlidae. Gene Ontology annotation, molecular function: serine-type endopeptidase activity.
AUAAAGCGCAAAGCGGUUUCUCGGAGUUUCACCGAAACUAAUGAAACGUAAAGCCUUUGAGGGAUUUUAGUCAACGGGAUUAAUCACGCAGGUGGAUUCAAACUAAGGAGAUGUAAUUUCAGUAAAAUUAAGUGCGCUGCUGGCGAUUUUUUUUAAGAUAGAAGACGCGGGAAUAUAUGUAGUUUUACAGCAUUUCAUAAUAGAGCGAUAACACACCACAAACUACAUUUGUGUUACGAAACCUCGAAUAAUGCCUGCGAAAUUGAGAUUUCCUGCCAUUUUUUGGUGCGUAACAGGUAUUUUGGCUUCCUACGCCCAAGAAUGUGGACGGCCACCAUUAAAGCAGGACAGGAUUGUAGGCGGUGUGGACGCAACAAAUGGCGAGUGGCCGUGGCAGGUGGAUAUACAGCAAGACAAUAAACAUAUCUGCGGAGGCUCCCUCAUCACCGAAAAUUGGGUUCUAUCAGCAGCACAUUGUUUCCCCAAUCCAUCUGAUGUCAGUCCUUACACCGUCUAUGUUGGCCGGUACCAGCUGAAUAACGUCAAUCUAAACGAGCUCUCACGUGGUGUCACACUGAUCUUGGUACCAUCUGGUUAUAAUGACCAUCACAAUGGAAAUGAUGUGGCGCUGGUGAAACUGUCCAGCCCGGUUUCCUGGUCGGAAUUUAUCCAUCCUGUAUGCAUACCUGCCUCUGGCACCCUGUUCCCAAGUGGCAUGAUGUGCACUGUCACUGGCUGGGGCAACAUCAGGGAAAAUGUCCCUCUCCCAGGAGUGGGGACUCUGCAGAAAGUGCAGGUGCCAAUCAUCUCCCAGAGUUCAUGUCAGGAUAUGUACCAAACGGACCCGACGGAGCAGGUGGACAUCUUGUAUGACAUGAUCUGUGCUGGAUACCAGGAGGGCAUCAAGGACUCCUGCCAGGGUGAUUCAGGUGGGCCUCUUGUUUGCCAGAUGGUAAAUGGGACCUGGGUGCAGGCUGGGGUGGUGAGUUUUGGAGUUGGCUGUGCUAAAAAAAACAAGCCAGGUGUGUAUGCCAGAGUGACCAGCUUCUCAGACUUCAUUAGCGCCACGAUACCAGAGAUCCAGCUGUAUGGCCAAGCAAAUCAAAACAAGUGUGUGGGGGCUCUUGUGGUGUUCAGCUGUGUGUCCACUCUACUGACACUACUUCAGAGAUAAGACUGAGGGGUAAAAAGCAGUCUGAAGUCACAAGACUUAUUGAAAAAGGUUUAUAAGUGGUUCUGAAUAUUUUACUUGUAUCUGACUUGCAAAUGAUACAAUACUGAGCAAUUUUUA